AUGACCGACCCCGACGCCGACUCGCCCGUGCUCUUUGCCGACCUGGACACCUUCGACCUCGAUGGCAGCCUUACUGGCAACUUGGUGAAUAGUGGCCUCGGCACUCCGGAUCCCAACAACAACACCACCGCCGCAACCGUUGCCUCCUCCCAACCAGGUGACACGCUUGCUGCCACGCCUGGGUCCGGCCCCAGUGGGACUCCUGUAUCAGUCUCGCCUUCCAUUACCAACACCCACGCCCAUCCACACGCCCACCCACACCACCUCCAAACCACCCAACCCGAACAGCAGCAAUUUUUCAACCCAGUGCCCUCCUGGAACUUCCAGGAUACACCCCCCUACGACCUCAACGCCGGUGACAAUCAGUUUACUGUUCCUCCUGUACCCCAUACCUGGGAUCUCCCGGUCCACGUCAACCUGGGCCAACCAGUGCUGCAUCAGCAUCAGCAGCAGCAGCCACAGCAUCAGCCCUUGUAUCUCCAGUCUCCUGCUGCCUCCAGCAUCGAUCCGGCCUUUGAUCACACUACCGCCGCCGCCGAUCCGGCCAACAUCUCGCUAUCACAGGCUCAGGCCCACUCCUUCUCGAACGACCAAUUUCGACCUGACAAUCGCAACAUCCAGAAUACACUGACCCCUGCUCAGCAGGAGCGGCUCAAGAGCAUCGCCAUGCCGCCUCACCUUCAGUAUCACUCCCCCAAUAGUGCCGGGAGCCCCGACUCGAGCGUCAGCGCCGAUAAGGGUGCUGGCUCGUCCCCAGAUGCCCAAGGCAACUCCAAGUCCAACAGUAGAAAGAGGAAGUCGUCGGCCGAGGUCGACGACGAUGACGAUGAUGAUGAACUCGACGGACAGCACCCCGUCAAGAAGACGGCACACAACAUGAUCGAAAAGCGGUACCGGACCAAUCUCAAUGACAAGAUAGCAGCUCUGCGAGAUAGUGUCCCAUCACUGAGGAUCAUGUCGAAAAGUGCUCGUGGUGAAGACACCACUGAAGAUAGGGAGGAGCUACACGGCUUGACUCCUGCCCAUAAGCUCAACAAGGCCACUGCUACCGAGUAUAUCAGACACUUGGAAAAGCGGAACAAUCGCCUCAUUGACGAGAACAGUAGUAUGCAGGCGAGGAUCGCUGCUUUCGAAAAGUUGUUCAUGGCUGGCGCCAUGACUGGUCAAUUACCCAAUCCUCUCCAACAACCGCCCACACCGGUACAGUAUCCUCAAGAUGCUAUGCCCUACAUGAAUACGCCAGUAGCAACCACAAGAGGACCAGACCCAGCGGGUAUGAUUCCGAUCCCCGACGACAUCAAACGCAUCUUGGCUUCACAGCAGAUGAAUGCAGGACGCCCUUAUCCAGUGCCAGGUCAACAGUUCCAGCAAAACCCUGCCAUGAUCCGCCAGCAACAGCUUCAGCAGCAGCAACAGCAAACUCAAUCCAGCAGAUGGAACCCAUAUCUUGGAAAGCUGAUGGUGGGAUCACUGGCUGGCUUGAUGUUGGUCGAAGCCUACGUCGAAAAGGAACAAAACCCCGAGACCACCGAGGGUCGUGGCUUGAUGGGCGUUCCAGUGCAUCUCUUGGCAUCCUUCAUCCGAUCAACUCACUUCAGCAUUGGGGGCUACUACGUCUCUGCAAGCCAGAUUCUAUCCCAGCUCAGAUUUUUCGGAUUGCUGGCGGCUUUCCUCUGGGCUACCUGCGCGUCCUUAUUCAAUAUUGAUAUCUUCAAGCCAUCCGAGAAGCCCAAGCAUGCUACCUCGGCUCCUCAAGCGGUGCCAUCUCUUGCAUCGCCUAUUCACGUCAGGAGGCAAGCCUGGCUCACCGCUAUCCAGACCGUCUGGGUACCCCAGCACAACUUUGUCCUGGAAGCCGCCGCGCUGGUCCUAAAGUCGUCCAAGUACGCCCUCAGGAAUGUGAUCGGACCUCGUGGUUAUCUCAUGCUUGUCGGCCUCAGCGAAGAGCAAGAAGCUGCGCGGGUCAAAGCAUGGUCAAUUGCGUUGGAUGCCCAGCUCGCCGGUGGUGACGUCGAGAUUAAUAAGAGCCGUCUCACGCUCACCUUGAUCGCUUCGGGCACUUUGCCGGAUACUCCGCUUCGUCUCAUGAUGAAGGCGCUGCACAUCCGGGUAUUGCUUUGGAGACUCGAUGGGGCUUCUUGGAUCACCAACUUGGUGGCUGCCAAACUUGCCAGGGCGCGUUGGAACGACGCACGCGAACUCAACCGCAUUCUCAACUCACUCGGCGAGAACAACAAGUCUGCUGACGAAAUGCUCCCUGAGCAUCUGGCAGUGCUUCUCGAACAGGACUGUGAUGAGGUGCUCAAUGACGAUAUUAUUCAGAGAGCCCACAACCUGGCCUGGAACCAGCCCACCACACACAACGUUGAUGAAAUCAUUGAUGGUAUGGACGCCGUGGUUGAGGAUGCUGCCGUUAGGUCGCCCAUGGAUGCCGUUGCGGCCUGGUACUCCAGCCUGCAGCUUCACCAUGUUCUGUGCAACAAUCUGCCCAAGACCCGUGAUGAGUCCGGAAGACUGGCUCUCGAGACUGAAGACAAGCUUAACCUGGCGACCAAGGUUGCCCCCAUUGGUUCCAACGCUCACGUUCGCGUCUUGGUCGCUCGUGCGGUCCUCGGUGAGCAGAAGCGUGGUGCUGCCAUCGUCACUGCUAUGAAUGCCCUCGGCCCGUCUCUGAACCCUGACAAGCACCCCAACUACAGCAGGGGUGUGCCGCCUCUUAUCGACUCUCCUGUCACCCCUAUCACUCCUGACCCCGACGCCCAGAUGGCUCUUCGCUGCGCCAUGGGUAUUGCUCAGCUGCAAAGGUUCUCCGAUCCUCCUCCAGCCGCUUUUACCGUCAUCGACUCCAUCCUUCCCGCUGGUGCCGACAUUGAGGGCAUGUCUCUAUUGGGUUACACCGCUGCUUACCACCUGAUGGAGCGCCUCCACAGACACGCCGUCGGCCGGGAAACUUGCUCGCGUUCUCUUGAGAGGCUUGCUGGCAGUUUGAGAAUAUGGAUUGGCAGCGAGGCGGGCAACGAGGUGGGCUUUGAUGGGCCGAUGAGACAAAAGAUGAUUGAUAGGUGCUUGGCUAUUACGAAGAGCGUGGUGGGUAUGGAGGCUGACCCUGGGUACGCAAGCAUGGAAGAAGAGUGCACUGAGGAUACGGCGGGUGGUGGAUGCUGA
Podospora anserina S mat+ is the source of this 3165-nucleotide messenger RNA. RefSeq lists its product as uncharacterized. The record is from RefSeq and is a predicted model, not a curated record. Bases 1 to 3165 code for a protein of 1054 amino acids. The transcript is spliced from 2 exons. Lineage: Eukaryota; Fungi; Ascomycota; Sordariomycetes; Sordariales; Podosporaceae. Gene Ontology annotation, molecular function: protein dimerization activity. Gene Ontology annotation, biological process: positive regulation of transcription by RNA polymerase II; SREBP signaling pathway.